UUCUGUUGGCGAUGGCCCUCUUCACGUUGGGUCAACUCAACGUUUUGCGUGGCACGAAAAAGAAGAAGAAAAACGUUUCAACUGUCGAUUCAAUGCACGUUUUUUGUGUUGAUUCUUAUUCCAAAGAGUCGCCAACCUUGUGUCAUAAGCUGCAACACCUAACAUGGGUCGCCAUUGAAACUCCCUCUCUCACCCUGAAAAGUUUCCACUUGUGUUCUUUGAUUCUCCCUCUCUCCGGAGCAAUGCUUGGGGCAUCUGUCAAUGAUGGAAUGCCUGUCACCGGAAAAAACAGAGCAAGGUUGCUCCUUGCCUCCUUGUUUUUGGUUUCGUCGUCUCUGUUUCCAUAUUCUCAUGCAGCAAAUUCGAUCUUGCGAGGGCAGUUUGUCGGAGGUGGCGAUACUUUGAUUUCUUCUUCUGGGAAUUUCGAACUGGGGUUCUUUAGUCCUGCAAAUUCGUCUCUUAGAUAUGUUGGUAUUUGGUACCACAAGAUAAGUGUUAAAACAGUCGUGUGGGUCGCAAACAGGGAGAGCCCUGUUUCUGAUGAAUCUGGAGUUUUGAUUGUUUCAAGUGAUGGAAAUUUGAUGGUUUUAGAUGGAAAUAAUCGCACAGUUUGGUCUAGUGGCAUUAAUUCUUCCUCUGUGCCCACCAACUCAACAGCUGUUUUGAUGGAUACAGGAAAUCUUGUUCUUUUGGCCAGUGCAGAUGCUGACUCUGCUAGUGCUGAUGGGGAUAUCAGCAACUCAUAUUGGCAAAGCUUUGAAAACCCGACAGACACAUACUUGCCUGGCAUGAGAGUGAGGGUGAAUUCUAGGGCUGGAGAGAACCGUGCCUUCUGGUCAUGGAGAUCAUCGAAUGACCCUUCCCCUGGGAACUUCUCUCUGGGCGUCGAUCCCCGGGGAUCGCCUCAGAUAGUGAUCUGGGGCCAGUCAGGCCGGCAAUGGAGGAGCGGGCAUUGGAAUGGGCUGAUUUUCACCGGAGUGCCGAACAUGACUGGCAGUUAUCGAUACGGAUUCAAGCUCUCAAGCACCGAGGCGGAUGGAAGCAUGUACUUCACGUACACGCCACUGAAUAGCUCCAAGCUUUUGAUGUUCCGUGUACUUUGGAAUGGGACAGAGGAGCAGUUAGGCUGGGAUGAGACUAGUAAUGAGUGGACUGUGCUGCAUGAACAGCCUGCUAAGGAAUGUGACCUCUAUAAUAAAUGUGGAGAUUUUGCAAUAUGUAAUGAAAUGGACUCUCCCAGAUGUAGUUGCAUGGUAGGGUUCAGUCCGAGUUCACCGGAACAAUGGAACAGGGGUAACUGGUCCGCGGGUUGUACUUGGAAAACCCAAUUACAGUGUCGGAACAACAGCAGCAUUUCAGCGGGAGAUGGUGGCCGGGUGGACAAGUUCUCGAAAUUGGAUGGCGUGAAGUUGCCGGAUUUCGCGGAUUAUGUUUCAGCCACUAGCGGGAAUGAGUGUCAGGCGAAGUGUCUGGGGAAUUGUUCAUGCAACGCCUAUGCUUUUGAUAGAAGCUUUGGGUGCAUGCUGUGGAGCGAGGAUUUGAUAGAUGUGCAGCACUUCGCCAAGGGUGGAACAACCCUCCAAAUUCGUCUCACCAAUUCUGAAUUAGGAACGAAGAGCAAAAUAUCAAACCUGUUCAUAAUAAUUACUGUCUUGGUUGGAGCAGUUGUUCUCGGUGUAGCAGUAUGGUUGUUGUGGAGGUUUAAGGACAAUUUGAAAGGAUUCUUGAUUUUCUAUCGGAAAAACAAGGAACUUCCCUUGUUUAAUGAUUUUGUUAAGAACGAAGAGCUAUCUGCUGAAUUAUCCGGAUCGGAUGGUCUUGCCAGACAUGCUAAGCAGCUAAUAGGAGGAGCUGAUAUACCAGUGUUCAACUUCAGUUCCAUUGAAGCUGCGACGAACUUCUUUUCUGAAGAAAACAAGUUAGGACUGGGAGGAUUUGGUCCCGUUUACAAGGGAAAGUUUUUUGGAGGACAAGAAAUAGCCGUUAAGAGGCUUUCGAGGAAGUCGAGCCAAGGGCUCGAGGAAUUUAAGAACGAGGUUAUGUUGAUUGCGAAAUUACAACACAGAAAUCUCGUGAGACUCCUCGGCUUCUGUGUCCAAGGGGAAGAUAAGAUGCUCGUUUACGAGUACAUGCCCAACAGGAGCUUGGAUUGUUUUAUUUUUGAUCCCGCGAAGCGAGCGCAACUGGACUGGACGAAACGUUUUGAGAUUAUUGAAGGCAUAGCACGAGGCCUCCUCUAUCUCCAUCGAGACUCUAGACUAAGGAUUAUACAUCGGGACCUGAAAGCCAGUAACAUUUUGUUGGACGAAGAAAUGAACCCGAAAAUAUCAGAUUUUGGCAUGGCCAGAAUUUUCGGUACGAACGAAAGCGAAGCAAGUACCAAUCGAGUGGUUGGCACAUAUGGUUACAUGUCUCCAGAGUACGCGAUGGAAGGUCUAUUUUCUGUCAAAUCCGACGUGUACAGCUUUGGGGUAUUAUUACUGGAGAUCAUUAGAGGCGAGAAAAAUUUCGGCUUUCGCACGUCGGAACAUUCUAAUCUUAUCGGCCAUGCUUGGCGUCAUUGGAAUGAAGGGAAGGCGAUGGAACUUAUCGAUCCUUGUAUCAGGGACGCGUGCUCUAGGGAUAAGGUGCUGCGAUGCAUACAGGUCGGGCUGUUGUGUGUGCAGGACUCUGCCGUGGAUAGGCCGGCCAUGCCUUCCGUUGUGCUCCUACUAGGAAGCGAAACAGUGGAUCUUCCCUUCCCGAAACUACCCAGGUCAACCUCAAUCACGGGCUCCGUUGAUGCUUAUUUGUUGUUUGGAAGCCAAGAAAUCGAGUCAUUGAAUGGUGUAACAGUUAGCUCCGUGGAUGGUAGAUAGGGCCAAUGUGAUUCAUUCAUGCUGUCUCCUCUUUGUUCCUGUGAUCUUUCCAACCCGAAAAGUGUUCUU
Rhodamnia argentea is the source of this 2927-nucleotide messenger RNA. Its product is annotated as G-type lectin S-receptor-like serine/threonine-protein kinase B120. Bases 12 to 2858 code for a protein of 948 amino acids. Gene Ontology annotation, molecular function: ATP binding; protein serine/threonine kinase activity. NCBI's taxonomy places the organism in Eukaryota, Viridiplantae, Streptophyta, Magnoliopsida, Myrtales, Myrtaceae. Gene Ontology annotation, biological process: protein phosphorylation; recognition of pollen. The transcript has 7 exons. The record is from RefSeq and is a predicted model, not a curated record.